Sesamum indicum (sesame) is the source of this 246-nucleotide messenger RNA. The record is from the annotation of a RefSeq genome assembly. NCBI's taxonomy places the organism in Eukaryota, Viridiplantae, Streptophyta, Magnoliopsida, Lamiales, Pedaliaceae.
AUGAAUCCACUGAUUUCUGCUGCUUCCGUUAUUGCUGCUGGAUUGGCCGUAGGGCUUGCUUCUAUUGGACCUGGAGUUGGUCAAGGGACUGCUGCAGGUCAAGCCGUAGAGGGUAUCGCGAGACAGCCCGAGGCAGAGGGAAAAAUACGAGGUACUCUAUUGCUUAGUCUAGCUUUUAUGGAAGCUUUAACGAUUUAUGGAUUGGUUGUAGCAUUAGCACUUUUAUUUGCGAAUCCUUUUGUUUAA